Molecule: messenger RNA, 2115 nt
Organism: Australozyma saopauloensis
Lineage: Eukaryota; Fungi; Ascomycota; Pichiomycetes; Serinales; Metschnikowiaceae
Gene: ACF2
Product: Acf2p
Exons: 1
Coding region: 1-2115 (704 amino acids)
Cellular component (GO): cell surface
Molecular function (GO): endo-1,3(4)-beta-glucanase activity; glucan endo-1,3-beta-D-glucosidase activity
Source: RefSeq, a predicted model, not a curated record
AUGGUCUCCUUGUUCUCCAAACCAAUCUCUUCUGAUCCACCUCCACAGAUCUACGCCAGGGUCCAACACAACCAACCGCCAGUAGGAUCUCAGGUGUGGGGUCCCAUCCAGACCAACAAUUGCUUCAACAAUCUCUUGUUGGACAACCAAUCAUGGCCUGUUUGGACUCUACCAUACCUGUUGUGGGUAGCUAGGGACGGAAACUCAGACCAUGGUAUGUCGCUUAACCACACAGAAAGAAACCAGAUCGUUUUUGGUCCGCCAGAGAAGAACCCUCCACAAUACUACUUCAAUCCUCCGAAGAUCAGGCUGUUCACAUUUACUGGUCCAAAUUGGAAUAACAUCGAAUCGAAUGUGGUUAGCAUAUCGAAAUUAUCCGCCACAGUCAAGAUAACCAGGGGAGAGGCGACGUUAGUCAUGCCGCUCGUCCUCGGUAUGGGCUUUGUUACGGGAACUUAUUACAAUGAGACACCCGUCAUUAGCUCUUCUGUUGGGGUCCAGGAAAUGCGCCAAGAGGGUUUAGUCAAUGGCCAAUGCGCCAAGUACUGGAUCAAAUUGUUUGACCAACGAACCUGGACCAUUUACGUCAGCGAGGAUCCAGGCAAUAUGUUGAGUCUCAGCGAUAAUAAUCAUAUUGUGGCCUCCCGCCAGUCAACCAGAAUUACUAUCCAGAUCUGUAAGGGCGACUCUUUAGCAUUCGACUCAGUGUGUGGUAUCUAUCCUCUUACUGCUACGAUUUCCGGUGAAGUGGAUCGAAACUCCAGAGUUGGUAGAUAUUCUAUCAACUACUCAAACAAUGGGUUCUCCUCGUCAGGAAAGGGUCUUGUGUGGGCUCUUCCACAUCAAUACUCAAGCUUUGCGCCAAAUGUACUGGCCACAUUCACUGGCUUGACGUUAGAUUCUGCUACAAAUGGUGUGAUGAGGGGAUACAACACCGAUUCCCUUAGCAUGGAGCUUACCGAUCUUCCUUUCGAUAUUGGCUUUGAUCCAUGGACAUCUGUUCCAGGCUUCGGUUUCGACUGGAACAAUUACAAUGACGACGUCAAGAACAUUAUUCGGGAAGCAGCAAGAACAGAGGCUCAAGACGAUAUACUCGGCAAAUGCGAUCUUGACCUGAUGUACUUUGGAGGAAAACAGCUCGACAAGUACGCCUACAUCGCUUAUGUCGCCCACUCCAUCCUCGGUGACCAAGACAUUUUAAAUAGCGUCUUACCAAGAGUGAAGUUGGCUAUCGAGAAGUACGCUCGGAAUUUCCAGAAGUAUCCUUUAUGUUAUGAUGAUACAUGGAAGGGCGUGAUUUCAACGGCAAAAUCCGAUGCUGACUUCGGAAAUUCCAAUUACAAUGACCAUCACUUUCACUAUGGCUAUCAUAUUCAUGCCAUUGCCCUUGUUGCUGCCAUCGAACCAGAAUGGUUAUCGGCAAAUUCUAAUCUAGUGAAGGACUAUGCCUUAACUCUUAUCCGUGACUAUGCAAACCCCGUCGAUAACGAUCCAUACUUCCCUCAGUGGAGAAAUUUUGACUGGUAUCACGGUCAUUCCUUUGCCCACGGCAUUUUCCCAAGCGGUGACGGAAAAAAUCAAGAAUCAUCGUCGGAAGAUUACCAUUCUGUUCAUGCUCUUAAAUUGUAUGGUAUGGUGACUGGUGAUGAAGAGAUGGAAAUGUCAGCAAAUUUGAUGUUGGGAAUCAUGCGAAACUCGAUGAAUCGCUACUACUUGUAUCUGGCAGACAACGAGGAUGAGCCAGGUCCCUUCAUCCAAAAUAAGGUCGCCGGUAUUUGGUUCGAGAACAAAAUUGAUUACGCAACCUUCUUUGGCAGAGGUACUAUUGGUGAUGAAUUCGUUCAUGGCAUUCAUAUGAUUCCUGUCACGCAAGUAUCAUCAUACAUCAGGGGCCCAACCUUCGUUGCUGAAGAAUGGAAUGCAAAACUAGCUGGUAUUGUUGACAGAAUUCCUAAUGGAUGGAGGGGACUUCUCAAGCUCAAUCAAGGUCUCUUCGACCCUCGAGCCUCGUGGCAAUGGUUUGCUGGAGGAGACUGGAAUAGAGACUUGAUUGAUGAUGGUAUGUCCCGUACAUGGUCUUUGGCUUAUCUUGCAGGAAUUGGUGGUGCUAGAUAG